Molecule: messenger RNA, 4577 nt
Organism: Leucoraja erinaceus (little skate)
Lineage: Eukaryota; Metazoa; Chordata; Chondrichthyes; Rajiformes; Rajidae
Gene: kctd14
Product: potassium channel tetramerization domain containing 14
Exons: 2
Coding region: 956-1663 (235 amino acids)
Biological process (GO): protein homooligomerization
Molecular function (GO): protein binding
Source: RefSeq, a predicted model, not a curated record
UCAGGGUCUCGACCCGAAACACCACUCAUUCCUUCUCUCCAUAGAUGCUGCCCGUCCCGCUGAGUUACUCCAGCUUUUUGUGUCUAUUGUAGUUGAGUUUCGUUUAUUGUCACGUGUACCGAGGUACAGUGAAAAGCCUUUGUUGCGCGCUAACCACUCAGGGGAAAGACAAUACAUGAUUACAAUCGAGCCGUCCACAGUGUACAGAUACAUGGUAAAGGGAAUAACACGAAUAACAUUCAGUACAAGUCCGAUCAAAGAUCUCUAAUGAGGUAGAUAGUAGUUGACAGCUCUGUAGUUGUUGGUAGGACUGGUAGUCAAUCAAUCAAUCGGAUUUAUUCAUCAUAUGCCCAAUAAAGUGCAGUGAAAUGUAAACUAAACUAAAACAUUGUAGUCUAGUCUGGUCUGGUGAAAAGUUUUUGUUGUGUUCAAACUAAUCAGUGCAAAGACAAUACGUGAUCACAAUCAAGCUGUCCACAUCCAUUUUUCUCCGGGAGCUCCGGUUUCCUCCCACGCUCCAAAGACUUGUAGGUUUGCAGGUUAAUUGGCUUCUGUGAAUUGUCCCUGGUGUAUAGGAUAGUGCUAGUUCCAAAGGAAAAAUACAUGCCCUGUAGAUUUCCAUUAAAGUCUCCCCCCAUUCUUUUCAUUUAGUUGAGUUGAGAUUAUUGCCACGUGUACCGAGGUACAAUGAAAAGCUGCCAACCAGUGAGCGGAAAGACUAUACCUGAUUGUAUGUAUUCGGGAUGUUAUAGGCCCGAGGCCUAUUACAUCCUGAAGCCGCGGUCUCCGGUGGGAAAGUGCCGAUUAGGGACUUCCAAGUGUGUUUGUCCAUCCCGACGUCGGAGUUUGGAUCAUCCCAACGAGAGGGCCUGUACAUCGGGCCAUCCGUAGCAGCGACUACGGAGGGUUCAUGGCCUUGACCACGGGUGAACAAAGGAGGAGGACUGGCUGAACUAUGUUGCUUUCCACCACAGUAAAGAAUGCUGUGGUGUCGUCAGUGGUCAGCCUGAACAUUGGCGGUCAACUCUUCUGGACUACAGUCGGCACCUUGAGGAGGUUUCCAGGGUCCAAGUUGGCCGAGAUGGUGAAUGGACAGUCGAGGGAGAAGAUGGACGGGGAGGGGAGAUACUUUGUGGACCGUGAUGGGACCUACUUCCAUCACGUGUUGGAGUACCACCGCGGCAGAGAACCCCCGCCUCACUUGGCCGAAGAGGUCUACCAGGAGGCCCGGUACUACGACGUCGAGCCGCUGGUGAAGCUGCUGGAAGACUCGCCCAAGUUCUUCGGCGAGGUGGUCGGGCAGCGGCAGUUCCUGGCCAGGGUGCCCGACUACCAGGAGAACAUCGAGGUGAUGGUGCGGGUGGCCCGGGCCGAGGCGGUGGCCUCUCGCCAGUCCACCGUCACCGUGUGCGUGGUCAGGAACGAGGAGGACGUGGCCAGGUGCCGCGAGGCCGUCAGCGGGCUGGACACGGGCGGGCGGGAGUCGGUGGUGAGUUUCGGGCCGUGGAAGGCCUCUCCCUCCGUCUCCGACCUCCUGCACUGCAUCAAAGUGGACAUCGAGAAGAAGGGAUACCGCACCGCCUGCCAACCUCUGGAGACGGUGAAAGGAUUCCUCACCCGGCCCUGCGAGUUCCUCUACAAGUUCACCUUCACCUGGUGGUAGGAUGGGACCUCCUCCUGUCCAUGUCCAGCUUAUCCCAUCAUCUCCAAGAUGUCCCAUGUCCAGCUUAUCCCAUCAUCUCCAAGAUGUCCAUGUCCAGCUUAUGCCAACAUCUCCAAGAUGUCCCAUGUCCAGCUUGUUCCACCAUCUCCAAGAUGUCCAUGUCCAGCUUGUUCCAACAUCUCCAAGAUGUCCAUGUCCAGCUUGUUCCAACAUCUCCAAGAUGUCCAUGUCCAGCUUGUUCCACCAUCUCCAAGAUGUCCAUGUCUAGCUUGCCCCAACAUCUCCAAGAUGUCCAUGUCUAGCUUGUCCCAACAUCUCCAAGAUGUCCAUGUCUAGCUUGUCCCAACAUCUCCAAGAUGUCCAUGUCCAGCUUGUUCCAACAUCUCCAAGAUGUCCAUGUCUAGCUUGUCCCAACAUCUCCAAGAUAUCCAUGUCCAGCUUAUCCCAACAUCUCCACCUGUCCACCUUCGACCUGGCCAUCUCCAGCUUAUGCAGAGCAAGAAGACCUAAGUAUGCCGUAGGACCGCCAAGCUCACACGGUGUUAAACCUGCAGGAGGAUACAGUGCAGAAGGAGGCCAUCGUAUCCAUGCAAGCUCUUUGACGGACUUCUCCAAUGAGCGCCAAUCACCUGCUCUUUCUCCACAGCCGUGGAAAGUUCCUCCGUUUCUGUGAGCGUUCCCCGUUCCUCUCUUCCAACAGAAGCCUGAUCGCAAUGCCGAGCGCAGAUAAAGUCUCAUGUCCAGAACCUUGUUCAAGCACGUUCCUAAAUUCUCCAUCUCCCGUUUCCUGCCUUCUCCUCAGUGGUUCCGUCUAUUUGUGCUUCGGCAACAAAUAACUUCCUCUCCGCAUUGGAAUAUCAAUGGAGUCGCUUGCUUUGAAAAGACAUUGUUAACCUUGAAGAGGAACUUCCAGAAGGAUACACAGAAGGUGAAGGUCCACAAAUAACCAUCACACAGACCACACUCCCCACCAUUGACUCCAUCGACAUUUCACGCUGCCUCGAGAAAACAGCCGACAUCAUCAAGGACUUGUCCCUGUCCUACCCUGGUCAUUCCCAUCUUCUCCCCGCUCCCGUUCGGCAGAAGGUACAGAAGCUUGAAAGCGCGCACCACCAGACCCAGGAAUCAAUUCUUCCCCUCUGACAUCAGGCUUCUGAACGGUCCUUCCAUAAGCUAGGGUACUGUCCGAUUCACCUCUAGCCCAUUGUGGACAUUGGACUUUGUCUCUGGAACUGAUGCGCUACAAUGCUGAGAACUAUAUUCUGCACUCUGUAUCUUCCCCUGCUCCAACUAUUGGACUCAAGUUUGACUUGAAUGUAUUUAUGUGUAUCUAUAUUUAAGAGGGAGUUAGAUGUGGCCCUUGUGGCUAAAGGGAUCGGGGGUAUGGAGAGAAGGCAGGUACAGGAUACUGAGUUGGAUGAUCAGCCAUGAUCAUAUUGAAUGGCGGUGCUGGCUCAAAGGGCCGAAUGGCCUACUCCUGCACCUAUUUUCUAUGUUUCUAUGUAGCGUUAUCUGAUCUGGUUAGAUAAGGUGCAAAACAAAGGUUUUCACUGUACCUCGGUAGACAUAACAAUAAUACAUCUAAACCUAAAAGCCCUGUCCCACAGUACGAGUUCAUUCCAAGAGCUCUCCCGAGUUUAAAAACAAUAUCAAACUCGUGGUAAGCACGUAGCAUGAACGUAGCGGGUACGUCGGAGCUCGGGGACAUCUCUUAGCGGCUCGUAACGCUAACGGCAGGUACUCAGGAAACGCGGUAAGCUCGUGAAGACUCGUGAAGAUUUUUCAACAUGUUGAAAAAUGUCCACGAGAGCCCCGAGUACCGACGAGUGGCCAUUACCGUAAAGCUCCAAGUUCGAAUCAGGGCAAACUCGGGAGAAAUCUUGGAAUGAACUUGUACAGUGGGACAGGGCUUUAAGACUCUCUCAUUCGGUUAACUCCCUCCUCAAGACCACUCUACAGCUGCGCCCCUGAACUGUUUCCUCGUCUCCGUUCUAAAUGGCUUACCCCUUAUUCUUAAAUAUUCUUAAACCCCUGGUUCUGGACACUCCAACAUGUGGAACAUGUUUCCUGCCUCUAGCGUGUCCAAACCCUUAAUAAUCUUAUAUGUUUCAAUAAGAUAACCUCUCAUCCUUCUAAACUCCAGAGUGUACAAGCCCAGCUGCUCCAUUCUCUCAGGAUAUGACAGUCCCGCCAUCCCGGGAAUUAACCUGGUGAACGUAUGCUGCACUCCCUCAAUAUCAAGAAUGUCCUUCCUCAAAUUAGGGGACCAAAACUGCACACAAUACUCCAGGUGUGGUCUCACCAGGGGCCUGUACAACUGCAGAAGGACCUCCUUGCUCCUAAACGCAAACAGCAAGAAAACACCAUCACUUCCCCACCUACAGCAAACAACUCCCUCCUUACCCUCACAGCUCCCUUAUCUGUUCCACUCCCUGUUCAGCUCCAAUUUGGAAACCUCUUGAGCGAUCAAACUUUGAUCACAGGCGAACAAACACAUUAACUUUCAACAAAGGUUUCAUUCAGGCUGGUUUAAGGCUAACUGGUAUGUUCUCUCGUUCCAUGUGUAUAUUCUGUGGGUGUUUAGUUUAGUUUAGUUCAGUUUAGAGAAAGAGCGCAAAAAAAAAACAGGCACUUCGGUCUACCGAGUCAAGUCUAGAGUCAAGAGUGUUUUAUUGUCAUGUGUCCCAGAUAGGAAAAUGAAAUUCUUGCUUGCUGCAGAUUGAAAAGACUAAGCUUGUAUUCACUGGAGUUUAGAAGGAUGAGGGGAUAUCUUAUAGAAACAUAUAAAAUUAUAAAAGGACUGGACAAGCUAGAUGCAGGAAAAAUGUUCCCAAUGUUGGGCGAGUCCAGAACCAGGGGCCACCGACUUAGAAUAAAAGGGGAGGCCAUUUAAGACUGAGGUGAGAAAAAACUU